Molecule: messenger RNA, 1908 nt
Organism: Gadus macrocephalus (Pacific cod)
Lineage: Eukaryota; Metazoa; Chordata; Actinopteri; Gadiformes; Gadidae
Product: serine/threonine-protein kinase WNK4-like
Exons: 2
Coding region: 530-853 (107 amino acids)
Biological process (GO): intracellular signal transduction; renal sodium ion absorption; negative regulation of sodium ion transport
Cellular component (GO): cytoplasm; cytosol
Molecular function (GO): chloride channel inhibitor activity; protein serine/threonine kinase activity; potassium channel inhibitor activity
Source: RefSeq, a predicted model, not a curated record
GAGACAUCUGAUACUGAUCGCCCGUCUCUUCGAGGUCCUCCUACAAACACUUUGAUAUUUGUGAGGCGGCGUUGUGUGAGUCUCUCCUGAAUCUCUCCUGAGUCUCUACUGAGUCUCUCCUGAGUCUCUCCUCAGUCUCUCCUGAGUCUCUCCUGAGUCUCUCCUGAGUCUCUACUGAGUCUCUCCUGAGUCUCUCCUGAGUCUCUCCUGAGUCUCUCCUGGGUCUCUACUGAGUCUCUACUGAGUAUCUACUGAGUCUCUCCUGAGUCUCUCCUGAGUCUCUCCUGAGUCUCUCCUGGGUCUCUACUGAGUCUCUACUGAGUAUCUACUGAGUCUCUCCUGAGUCUCUCCUGAGUCUCUACUGAGUCUCUACUGAGUCUCUCCUGAGUCUCUCCUGAGUCCCUCCUGAGUCUCUACUGAGUCUCUCCUGAGUCCUGACCGAGUCCUGAGUGAGUCCUGAGUCUGUCAUCCAAUCGGAGGCUGGAGCCUCACUUUAGAGUCUCAUCUCAACGCCCAGAGACCGGAGCACAUGGAGACCGGGGGUCCCAGCCGGGGGCCAGGGGCCCUCUCUGCAGCGGACCUGGACUCCAGUACGGACUCGGAGGGUGAGGAGCGGGUGAGGAGGCGGGAGGAGCGGGAGGAGCGGGAGGAGGAGGAGACGCGGGCCGUGGCCUCGUCCCCCGACGGCCGCUACCUCAAGUUCUGCGUGGAGCUGGGCCGCGGCUCCUUCAAGACCGUGAGCCGCGGCCUGGACACCGUCACCACCAUGGAGGUGGCCUGGUGCGAGCUGCAGGACUGUGGCGAGUUGGGAACCAGCUACUGGGAUCAAGCCGACCAAAUCCGAAUGGUCUAGUAGCAUUUCGGCUACCUUCAAUAUCCGCUUCUUCACUUUGGUUCCCGCCGAGGUCUGGAGGGUCAGUGAUGACAUCAUCAACAUCAGCAGCAGCAAUGCUGGGGACGCCAUGACUGGAAAGAGAAGCACACGACAGUAGUACUAACAUAAUACUCAUACUGUACUAAGAUAAUGCUAACACUGUACUAAGAUAGUACUAAAACAGUACUAAUGUAAUACUUACACAUUAUUAAUGUAAUACUGUACUAAGAUAGUACAGAAACUGUGCUGAGAUAGCACUAACACUGUGCUAAGAAGCACAAUGUUAUGUUAAGCCCUUACAUUGUACUCACAUUACAAACAGAGUAGUCUGUACUAACACUGUUCUUCAAACCAUACUUACAUACUACUAACAGUGUAUUAAGAUAGUAUUAAGAUACUCAAAACACAGUAGUAACACUGUACUCACAUUGUACUAACACUGUUCUGACAUAGUACUGCAAUACAUUGUACUGUACACAGUAAAUUAUAUUAUACAACAUACCUUCAGAGACGGAGUCUAGCAGCUCCGCUGGUCGGCCGGUUGUUGUUCUGGCUGGUUGUUGUUCUGGCUGGUUGUUGUUCUGGCUGGUGGUUGGAGUCUGGCUGCUGGUUUGAGUCUGGCUGGUGGUUUGAGUCUGGCUGCUGGGUUGAGUCUGGUUGGUGGUUUGAGUCUGGCUGCUGGGUUGAGUCUGGCUGCUGGGUUGAGUCUGGCUGCUGGUUGGAGUCUGGCUGCUGGGUUGAGUCUGGCUGCUGGUUUGAGCCAGGUUGCUCAGGAGCUGCAGAACGGUGUCUUUUAUACUGGCUGCUAUCUGUCUUUUAGUCGACUGGAGAGGUGGCUUUACAUUUUAGGGUCAAACGACUUCCAUGUCUUAGUGGGUCUGCCUCAUUUAUUGUCACAGGGCUGGGAGCUGACCAGUACAACCAUCUCUAAGACCAAGAUAAGACAUUUGAAUGUGAAGGAAUAAAGGAAUAAAACAGAGGAGCUGACAGUUUGGCCCUCAGUUUGUUCUGUAAACCACCAUGAUGGUAGUACU